This is a messenger RNA of Spinacia oleracea (spinach), 1426 nucleotides long. Its product is annotated as mitochondrial outer membrane protein porin 2-like. Lineage: Eukaryota; Viridiplantae; Streptophyta; Magnoliopsida; Caryophyllales; Amaranthaceae. The record is from RefSeq and is a predicted model, not a curated record. The transcript has 3 exons. Gene Ontology annotation, biological process: monoatomic anion transmembrane transport. The coding region runs from base 696 to 974 and encodes 92 amino acids. Gene Ontology annotation, molecular function: voltage-gated monoatomic anion channel activity. Gene Ontology annotation, cellular component: mitochondrial outer membrane.
CAUUCCUUUAACAGCAUACUUAUUUUUAGCCCUAAACUCUUGUCCUUGUCAUUCAAAUUGUGGAAUUGCCUUGUCAGUUUCCAUUUGAUCCAACUUAAAUUCACUUCCCCUUCGGUAAUGUCUGCUGCAUUGUUGAAUUAUGUAUGGAAUCAAGAGUUUUAUUAUGCUCGAGGUAGCCGGUAGUGUCUCUAUCUAGAUUAGGGUAGAAGUUGAACUCCUUCUUCUUCUGACCCCCCUUUAUUUAGUGUCUAUGUUAUUGUCAUGGUGUUGAUCGUGCUGUUCUUUCUAGACAAAUUACGUUUCCUAUUUUUUCCCUCGAGUUUGGAAUAGUUGCCUAAUAUGUGCCCAAGAAGCGUUCUUUCUAAAGUUUAUGGUAUAGUAUGUGUCUUUGAUUUGUAUACUUCAGAAAAAAAUUUCAACUCUGAAUUGUGAUAAUGAUGUCUUCUUCACCUGAAGGCCCUUACUUCAAGUGCCCUGCAAAAGGAAAGUCAUUCAAUUGGUGACGUGGCUGCACAAUUCAAAUACAAGAAUGCAGUUCUUGAUGUCAAAGUUGAUACAUAGUCCAGUGUAGGUUCUUCUGCAAAUGCCUUUUUUCAUUUGUGAAUAGGACAAGGUAUAAAGCAAAAAAAUAUAUAUAGGCGCGGUUUCAACUCUUUUCUUAGCAGAUAGCUACAACCCUUACUUUGACUGAUCUUAUGCCAUCUCUUAAGUCAAUUGCUUCAGUUAAGCUGCCUGACUACAACUCAGCAAAGCUUGAGCUUCAGUACUUCCAUGAACAUGCAGCACUCAAUUCAUCUAUUUCCUUCAACAAGUCCCUUAUUUUUUAUGUUUCAGCCACCUGUGGCACUCCAAGCACUGUAAUUGGUGUGGAGGCAGGUUAUGAUACUUCUAUUUCCGAUUUUACAAAGUACAAUGUUGGCAUUAGUAUGACUAAACCCGAUUCCUGUACAUCUGUUAUCUUAGUCCAGAGCUGAAAAGGGUGACCUAGUUAGAGCGUCGUAUGUACAGUACCUUGAUCAAGGGAGAACCACUUCAGUAGUGGAGUUUACAAACAGAUUUUCUGAAGAUGGAAAUACUUAAACUGUUGGAGGAUCAUAUGCUGUUGAUGAUUUAACCUUAAUCAAGCUGAAGCAUAAUAACCAGGGGAAUUUUGGAGCACUUCUGCAAAACGAGUUUAAACCCAAGUCAGUACUGACAGUGGCAGCUGAGUUUGAUUACAAUUCUAUUGACACACAUCCAAAACUCGGCAUAUCACUUGCACUAAAACCAUGAGUAGCAUCUGAUAAUCAGCUGGUCUAUUUGAUGUACAUGUAUGCAUCUUCUGUACUUUGUGAUUUGCAACAUAAUCUUCCUAAAAGAGCACUCAUUUUGUAUUGCUUUGAACAACUUGGUCUCUUGUUUCAAGUCACAUGUUGAAUAUGUGUUA